This is a messenger RNA of Pyricularia grisea, 3145 nucleotides long. RefSeq lists its product as uncharacterized. NCBI's taxonomy places the organism in Eukaryota, Fungi, Ascomycota, Sordariomycetes, Magnaporthales, Pyriculariaceae. Gene Ontology annotation, molecular function: proteasome binding; cysteine-type deubiquitinase activity; protein binding. Bases 208 to 1881 code for a protein of 557 amino acids. The record is from RefSeq and is a predicted model, not a curated record. The transcript is spliced from 3 exons. Gene Ontology annotation, biological process: protein deubiquitination; proteasome-mediated ubiquitin-dependent protein catabolic process; regulation of proteasomal protein catabolic process.
GUUUCUUCCCGUGCCAAACCGCCACCCUCUAAAAUUCCAUCAACUUCCGCGGCAAACAUUGCGAAGCUGUUGGCUGCCUAGUAGAGCUAGGAUUACACAGCAGCAGUAUUAAAAGAUUGCGUCCUCGUUCCUUUCUUUCCCUUUUGUUUAGUCUGUCCCUCUUCCUCAGCAACAUAGUUCAAGUUGGGGUUGACAUAUCUUGACAAGAUGUCGUCAAUAAACAUUACCGUGUCCCACAAGGGCAAGAAGUACGAUGUCGAGGUCGAUACCGAAUCCACCGGCGAGGUGUUCAAAUACCAGCUGUUCAGCUUGACUGGUGUCGAACCCGAGCGACAAAGGAUCCUCGUUAAGGGCGGUCAGCUCAAGGAUGAUACAGUUAUGAGCUCCGUAGGCCUCAAGCCGGGACAGACGGUCAUGAUGAUGGGUACUCCCGGUGGUAGCGAGGUCCAACGCCCGGCGGGCAAGAUCAAAUUUGUUGAGGACAUGACCGAGGCCGAAGCUGCUCAACAGGAGGGCGCCACACCGGCAGGUCUUGAGAACCUGGGCAACACUUGCUAUCUCAACUCGACGCUACAGACGCUACGCACUAUUCCGGAGCUCCAGACCGCAUUGUCAACUUACAUGUUCAGGGAGGACCACAGCAAUCGGAUCCCCAACCUGGACCUCACCAAUCAGCUCAGGAACUUGUACGAGGCAAUGGGAAAGACUCAAUCCGGCUAUGCGCCGCAUGCCUUUCUGAGUGCCCUGCGUACAGCUUUUCCUCAAUUCGCCGAGAGGUCAAGACAGGGCCAAGGGUUCGCACAGCAGGACGCCGAAGAGGCCUGGUCGCAGAUCCUUGCACAGCUGAGGCAGAAGCUUACCCGGGAGGGUUCACAAGACCAAAAGACCAUUUCUUUCAUUGAUGAGUACAUGGCUGGCGAGUUUGAGAGUGUGUUGGAGUGCGACGACCCUGCUGCCCGGGAGAUGGGAGAGCAGGCCGUCACGACACGAGAGCCGUUCCUCAAGCUGAACUGCCACAUCGACAAGGACAUUAACCACCUUCGCGAUGGUAUCCUAGCCUCGCUCACCGAGACGAUUGAGAAGAAGUCGGACACGUUGGACAGGGAAGCUACUUACACCAAGCGGUCCAAGAUCUCGCGUCUGCCCAAGUACCUGACCGUGCACUUUGUGCGUUUCUUCUGGAAGCGUGACGUACAGAAGAAGGCCAAGAUCAUGCGCAAGGUCACCUUCUCGCACGAGCUCGAUAUUGUCGAGUUCUGCACAGAUGACUUGAAGAAGUUGCUCAUCCCGGUGCGCGAUAAGGUGCGAGAGGUCCGCAAGGACGAGGAGGAUAUCGAGCGCUCGCGCAAGCGGCGCAAGAAGAACCCACUUCUGGACGGCGACGUCCCGGGAUCAUCGGGAACCAAGGAGGCGGAUAAGAAGAAGGAUGACAAGAAGCCUGGAGCCGACGGAGACACCGACAUGGCACUAGACGGUGAGACUUUUAAGACGGACGCCGAGAUCGAAGAAGAGAAGCAGGCACAGCUCUUGCAGGCCAAGAAGGAACUGCACGCUCUUGUGAACCAAGAAUUGGCGGCAGACAAGGGUGCUAACCACUCGGGACUGUACGAGCUUCGCGGCGUGGUGACGCACCAGGGCGCGAGUGCUGACAGUGGUCAUUACACGGCGUACGUCAAGAAGACGGCCCCCGUGGACCCUCAGACGGGCAAGCCCAAGGGGGAAGAGGAUGGCAAGUGGUGGUGGUUCAACGACGACAAGGUUUCAGAGGUGACAGCGGACAAGAUCGAUGCGCUGGCUGGCGGUGGCGAGUCCCACUCGGCUCUUAUCCUGUUGUACCGGGCCAUCCCGCUGCCAUCGGCCGAUGGAAUUGAUCAGGCAUAGUCGGGUCGUGCCACGGUCUUCCGACCUAGUGAAGGUAACCUGCAGUGGUUUAAGGCCCUACCGAGAAUUUGAGGCAGAAACAAGAAAAAACAACAAAAAAAAAAGAUUAUCCAGUAAUGUCGGACCGGGGAGUUGGGUUGCGUUCUUUGGUUUUGUCUUCGGUAAACUUGGUAAAAGGCAGAUAGAUUUGGGGCUUAUAAAAGAGAAAAUCCUGAGUUUGUUUGCAUGCUCUUGAUAUUCUUUGGGUAUCCUACAAGCUAACUUUACAUCCUUGCCUAAGAAAAUGGCCGCCAGCUCGAGCCACUUUUGUUGACCUGAUUAUUAUCACUAUCAUUUUUCAUACCUGUCGUACUGCUUGCCUCUGUAAAUUUAUCUGUGCUCUGUACCGGCCUCGUGUCUGGCUUAACCUCCAUCGGCUGUCCGGUGUGCUUCUGCUCCUCCGCUUUCUUCGCGGCCAUGCGUUCAUGCAACCUGACCAGCUUCCUCUCAAAAGGAGCGCGCUGGUUCACCAAGAAUUGUCUGCGCUCCUCGAGUACGGCAAUCUGCUCUUCUAACGAGGCUUCCACAAAUGCUUUUCUCUCCUACUUGGCCUCGCCUUGGAUCUUGAGCCCGGCGCCGUAGAUGCUCCCGACAAAGACAAUGGCAGCCACGCCGCCCGUGACAAUCAAGCGUCGGAUCUUGACACGGGAGGCGUGUGCCGCCGCUGCCCCAGAUGCCAUUUGAAUAUUAAGAGUAUUGAGGGUUUUGUCCCCUCUUUUUUCUUUUUUUCUGUCACCUUUUUUCCCCUUAAAACUCAAUCCCACACCCCCUUCCAAAUGAUCUCACUCUCGGUCACCCUCCUCUCGUGCCCAGACGGCCUAGGCUUAGAGGUAGAAGAAGAAGGAGCAGCACGUCCGGCACUCGGUCGGCCACCGCCGGUGGUGGCGGAGCGGAGUCGUCUGCGCUCCGACGAAUCGAGGGACGCAGAGCGCGCGGUGCGGUCUACCGGCUCGGUGGCAACCGGGGGCGUAGACAGCGAGCGGGCCGGGGUUGAGGGCGCGCGGCGGCGGCGGGAGGCCGUGGUGGAGUUGGAAUGCCAGAUGGCGGCAGUCGCGUCACGCGGUGGGCAGUUAUAGUGAUUAAUAUUUUGUCGGCUUGGAUCCGAUCGUGCCGUCGAGGUGGCGGCCGAAAAGUCUUUUUCCCAAGCGGCGGCGGCGUCGGUCCGUGACGACGGUGAUGCUUUUUUCUUGGGGUACGACGCUAGCUCAAUUGGCGACGUCAGGGG